AUGAAUACUUUUUCAAGCGGUGAGAUGUACGAAGCACAAGACCAGUGUGAAGACCAAGAAUCGAGACAAGAAAUGAAGCAGUCAAUACAGAACAAUGUGGGGUUUGCAAGUGAACAAGAUGGAACCGGUGACAGGAGACAGAAGAUCGUCCACGAGCAUGAGUUAUAUAACACAAAUGAGUCCGCAGCAAGUCAAUCUCAAAAAGGUAGACGAUUCCACGGAUUUAGCUGA
Messenger RNA from Heterobasidion irregulare TC 32-1, 231 nucleotides. RefSeq lists its product as uncharacterized. The record is from RefSeq and is a predicted model, not a curated record. The coding region runs from base 1 to 231 and encodes 76 amino acids. The transcript has a single exon. NCBI's taxonomy places the organism in Eukaryota, Fungi, Basidiomycota, Agaricomycetes, Russulales, Bondarzewiaceae.